This is a messenger RNA of Cryptosporidium ubiquitum, 435 nucleotides long. RefSeq lists its product as uncharacterized. NCBI's taxonomy places the organism in Eukaryota, Apicomplexa, Conoidasida, Eucoccidiorida, Cryptosporidiidae. The transcript is spliced from 2 exons. The record is from RefSeq and is a predicted model, not a curated record. Bases 1 to 435 code for a protein of 144 amino acids.
AUGUCGAAUAAAGUGGAAAGUAACGCAACUUUUAGAGUCCCACCAAAAGUAUUGUACAAUAGUUUCUUGGAUGAACAGGAUUUGACUAGACUUUCACUAGGAAGUAAAUGUGUAAUGGAUCCCAAAGAGGGUGGGAAGUUUUCAUUAUACAAUGGAUCAGUGGAAGGUCUGAAUGUUAAGUUGGAGAAAGAUAAAAAAAUCGAACAGAAAUGGAGAUUUAGCUCUUGGGAAGAAGGUGUUUAUUCAAAGGUUGUUAUUGAGUUUAGACCCCUAAUUGGAGAAGAUGACUGCACUGAGAUAGCAUUAGUUCAGACAGGAAUUCCAUCUCUAGAUAAAUUUGGAAACCCUGGAUGUCUUGAACAAUGUAUGAUAGGUUGGGAAAGGAAUUUUUGGGACCGUUUUGAAAAAAUUAUGGGGUACCCAAAAUUUAAAUAG